Molecule: messenger RNA, 1143 nt
Organism: Ruditapes philippinarum (Manila clam)
Lineage: Eukaryota; Metazoa; Mollusca; Bivalvia; Venerida; Veneridae
Exons: 3
Coding region: 51-575 (174 amino acids)
Biological process (GO): L-alanine transport; amino acid transmembrane transport
Cellular component (GO): vacuolar membrane
Molecular function (GO): L-proline transmembrane transporter activity; L-alanine transmembrane transporter activity
Source: RefSeq, a predicted model, not a curated record
GGAACAUUUAAUAACCACUGUGUUUCUUUUCAGUUGUUUUUGUGAUUUAUAUGCCGUGUUCAAUAGCUACUUAUGUUGUAUAUGGUGAGACUAUAGAAGCAAAUAUACUGAGUUCAGUGGCUAGUGGGCCAGCAACAACAAUAGUAUCAGUUCUGAUGACUGCGCACCUUUUGUUUGGUAUCGUCAUCGUCAUAAACCCUGUUUCCCAACAGUUAGAACACGUGUUGAAUAUACCGGAGACCUUCACGUGGAAACGUAUACUUUCUCGAACCUUGACAAUGCUAGCAGUUUUAUUCGUGGUGGAAUCUGUACCCCAUUUCUCCUCCAUCCUCUCACUGGUCGGCGGAUCCACAAUAUCUAUUCUAGCGUUUAUAUGUCCACCAUUAUUUUAUCUCAAACUGUGCCGAGGCGAUGGAAUAAAUGUUCCACUACAUACAAAAGUAUUUCUCAUUGAAAUAAUGCUUAUAGGCGUGACCGCCGGAGUGGCUGCGACUUACUCGGCGAUUUCUGAUCUGGCUGUUAACAAGUUCACAGUUCCAUGCUAUGUUGAUGCGUAUAAAGCCUGUCCUAGGUAGACAUGGAGGACCUUGUAUAUUUUCUUAGAAUGACUACAGUUAAACAAACACUGGAAAAUAUAUAAUAGAUUUUAAAAGAAGUAAUUGCUGACUAUGACAAUACAGAACAUAUAAAAUACAAUGUAAGUUUUGAUAAAAUUGAUGGUCUAUCCUAUAUACAGUCGAACUUGUGUUAAGGACCAUAUCCAAAUAAACAAACAACUUUCUGACAAACUUUUAUUGACGAAAAUACAACAUAGUAAACUCCUGAAUAAAGACCAUUUGUUUAUUAACUCCACGCAUGGUCUCUCCUUUGGAUGACCGUUAUUCACAAGUUUUACUAUAUUCACGAAUUAAAUAAUUCAGAUUGGAAAUUUUACAUUUAUAACAUUAAUAUUUCUGCUUAAAACAUAAGAAUCUUUAAUCCCUACGUAAACAGUAUAGAUGUAUUGUUCAAUAAAACAAAAAUGUUUUCUUUUUUUUUUUUUUUAGUAAAUACACCUUCAUACAUAAUUGCAAAUAUGCAAGCAGCACUUUCUUUUUGGUGCACUAUGCAGUGCGCUUUUACGCAAACUGAUUUCGUUAAGUG